Messenger RNA from Chionomys nivalis (European snow vole), 5478 nucleotides. RefSeq names its product inka box actin regulator 2 (gene Inka2). NCBI's taxonomy places the organism in Eukaryota, Metazoa, Chordata, Mammalia, Rodentia, Cricetidae. The coding region runs from base 110 to 1009 and encodes 299 amino acids. Gene Ontology annotation, molecular function: protein serine/threonine kinase inhibitor activity; protein kinase binding. Gene Ontology annotation, cellular component: nucleus. The record is from RefSeq and is a predicted model, not a curated record. The transcript is spliced from 2 exons.
GUCGCUCUAAGUCCCCACGCUGGAGCAGAGGCUUGGCUCUGUGCGGCCAGGGACGAGGAGCGCACUGAGAACUCACUUUCUCGUGAGCCCGAGCCCAGCAAAUGGGCGAAUGAGGAAGGGGAGCAGGGACAUGGAUUGCUAUCUGCGUCGCCUCAAACAGGAGCUGAUGUCCAUGAAAGAGGUGGGGGAUGGCUUACAGGAUCAGAUGAACUGCAUGAUGGGCGCGCUGCAAGAACUGAAGCUUCUCCAGGUGCAAACAGCGUUGGAACAGCUGGAGAUUUCUGGAGCCGCGCCGGCCUUCAGCUGCUCCGAGAGCUCACAGAAACAGCCCGAGUGCCCUCGCUGGCAGGGUAGGGAAAGUCCUACCAGAUCUGUGGCCUGUCCUUCCUCCAGCCAGCCUUCUUUUGACAGCAGCCCCAAGUUUCCACACCAAAGGACUGUCUGUGGGGAGGAUCUUGUGGUCCUUCCCAAGACACAGCUGCCUGAGCACGAAAGCGGUACCCAACGGGGGCUGGAGUGGGUGGAACCAGAUGACUGGACCUCUACGUUGAUGUCACGGGGCAGAAAUCGGCAGCCUCUGGUAUUAGGGGACAAUGUUUUUGCAGACCUGGUGGGCAACUGGCUAGACUUACCAGAACUGGAAAAGGGCGGGGAGAAGAGUGAGACUGGGGAACCCAGUGAGCCCAAAGGAGAAAAAAGCCAGUCCCGGGAGCUGGGUCGCAAGUUUGCCCUCACAGCUAACAUUUUUAGGAAGUUCUUGCGCAGCGUGCGGCCUGACAGAGACAGGCUGCUCAAGGAGAAACCAGGCUGGAUGACUCCCAUGGUCUCAGAAGCACGAGCAGGGCGCUCGCAGAAAGUCAAGAAGAGGAGCCUUUCCAAGGGCUCCGGGCGGUUCCCAUUCUCAAGCACGGGAGAGUCCAGACACAUUGAAACCCCUGCCACAAGCAGCCCCAAGGCCUUAGAACCCUCCCGUGGGGGCUUUGACAUUAACACAGCUGUCUGGGUCUGAAUUCGAGAGACGCUUGCUGAAUCUAAAAGGCGGUCUCAUAACUGGGCCCUGGGAGGAGAGGGAGGGCAGAUUGCAUGGUCUUCAGGCCAGAUGCAAGUUCCCAUCCUCAGAAAGAAAGGAAAGCAGAGUUCUUAGUCAGGCCUCACCAGAACAGUGAGGAGAGGCUGUCACCGGGCAGGCUGAGGUAAGGUGUGUGUGUGUGUGUGUGUGUGUGUGUGUGUGUGUGUGGUAUUCUUUUUAGGUUGGAUGUGGCUGUAGUUGGGAGAGGCAGGGGAGGAGUCCAAGCCAAGCAUGCAUUCCUCUAUUGCCUUCCCAAGACCUCAGUUGAACAGUCUAUGUGGAAAGGUCCUUUGAGCCCUCUGGUUUCCCAGAGGAAUUCCCAAGAAAAGACUUGUCUCGGGAGUCCCCAACCAUUUUGACAAUCUUCUUCCCUGACAAGGCACUGCUACUGGAGCACCAGAGAGAGGGAAAGCCCUACACACAGUCCUUCCUUCUUAGUACCAAGAUUUCAACCCAUAGCUGGGUGCUGGGGCAAAGGACAUGUGGUGUGUGUGUGUGUGUGUGCGCGUGCGCAUGUGUGCGGGUGUGGUGAGGAAGCCUGAGAUGCUCUUGCAUCUCUAAAGUGCAGAUGGGGAGCAGUGUGCCUUCACCCAGGUGCUGUCCCAUGCAUCCAAGUAGGCAUGCCCACUUUCCAGAUGAAGCAGCAGUCUCCGGAGGUGUCCAAGAACACACUCACGGCUAGUAGGGGGCCAAAAAGGUCAGCGCAAGCUCAGGGUUAUUACUGGACUCUGGAGUCACACACUGCCUGGCCCUGUAGGGAGACCCAUCCUGAUCCCUGUUGCUGGCCUUAAUGCUCCUGCAGGGCAGUGAGUAGAUGGUUGGGGUGAGCCCAGAAACAACACUCAUGUUAAAAAAAAAAUUCUAGUUCACAUCUCACAGACACCCAGAGAAUAGAACGAAUCCCGACCUCAUCUACCCUCAUCACCCUGGAAAUCAACAGGGUACCCUCAUCACCCUGGAAAUCAACGGGGUACCCUUAGGGUGGCGUUGAUGCCAGGCACACUGUGUAGUGAGCCAGCAAGCAAGCCUGGGGCCACCUUGGUCCAUAGAGGUGCCAUGUUGGCCCUCCCCCCCCUUGGCCAAGAGAGAACAAAGUAGGUCCCUGUUCAAGCCCAGCCACCCUGGAGGGCGGCUCAGCUCCUCCCUCCCUCCUUCCCUCCCGCAGACCCAGCUCAGCUUGAUGGGGUGUGACAACUGCAAUUAGAGGCAGGCCGCCUGCUGCCCCCAGAGCAUUAAGAGCAAAUUGGAGAAGAAAAAUAACAAGAGAAGCUCUUCUGCCUGCAGCCGGGCCCGAGGGACUUAGUGGAGGAAGGGGGAGCUCAGGCUAGAACUGGGUGUGGGGAGGUAACAGCAGCUAUGGGGUGGGUCACCUGCAAGUUCCCACACAGUCAAAUGACAGAGGGUCAUUUUUUUUUUAAGUGGGGAAAGGCUUUUAUUUUUAUAUUUGAUCUGUCACUUUUUGCCAGGCAAUGUGCUCAUCUCUUUCAGACCUAGAAUGACCUGGGAUUAUUUUUCUGAUAAAUCAAUGGGUCAAAGAGUCAUGGCACACAAGCUGCCCAGAUCAGGCUGCUCGCAAAGGAAAGCAGCUCCCAGUUUGGAUCCCUGGGCACCGGCCGAUCUACCUUGGCCAGGAGAUCAGCUGGGCUCACUCUUUCUGGCCAAGUAGGUCCUCGUCCAUCCUGCCUCCUCUGAAUUUCUUUAACGGUGGCUGUCUUUGGUAGCUGCAGCAAUGUGUGUAAAGAAGGAAUGUGUGAAAAACUUACGCCAAUUCCUGUAGGGUGAAACACUCAAGAAAUCAUUCAAAUCAUGGACUAUGAUGGUAUGGGAGCCCAAUUUGCCUCUUCACCAUCAACGUGCAACUCAUUUGUUUCGUGGAUAGUUAACAUCGUCUAAAUCCACUAACACGGCAGUCUCCUCUCCUGCCCGGGCAUUGUGAGCCUGGCCAGAAAAGAGUCGAGGGACCCAAACAAAACAAUUAGGAAGUCAUUUUGGCUUCCAGGAUAAUCCACAGGUGCCGGGCACCUUUGCCGUUAUUUCUCUUAUUUCCUUUUUGUCAUGCCCAGGAAAUGGUUGUUCAUUUUACCUGAACAGAGGCUCAGCGAAGUUAACUCCUUCAAGGUCACCCGGUACAAAGCUGGGAUGGAAACAGUUUGCAAUUGACUUUCAAUCUUGUGUUCCUGCUACCUGGCAAACUGUCUGUAUCUGCUCCCCAGCCAGCUCAAGAAUAACAACAUUUGUCCAAUGAGAUUAUUCACAUCUCUCCGUGAUUGACAACUGUCCUGUCCAUUAUCUAUUUGAGGAGUAUCUAUUGGAGGAAUUUUGCCUGGGUCUCAAAGGGGCUGAUGCAACGUCCCAACGACUGUUACUCUUUGCUGGCGAAAGCUUUUGGAAACCCAACCUCAUAUAAUUUUGAGUUUUUUGUCCGCAUUCUUGGCUCCUGCUGAGGCAGUGAUAGAGACUGCUCCGCUGAAGUGGAGUCAAGGGUGACUAGUGAUGCCUCGGGCCUUAAUGAUGCAGAGCGUGGGGCAAUGUGUAUGUGGAGAAGACAGUGAAAACACAGGCAGAGAAACUAACAGCUUAAUUCUGCCUCUUGGGCUCAUUUUAUGGUUAAUUAGGACACACAAAUGAUCUGGAAGCUCACUUAAUAUCCUCCUCGGCAUGGAGGCCUGCCCCACAUCUGGCCUAAUUUCUUGGCAGGUACUGAGGGCUUCUGGUUGGGCUAGGCAUAUUCUCAGGGCUUGCUCCACCUGCCUCUCUGUGGUCAGUCUAUAGAUAUUCUCCAGUCACAGCACCCACUGGGAGAUCCCUCCACUGCUAGGCAUGGCUGGUAGAACCUGCAGGAUCUCUUUCCUUCCUCUUUGCAGGCUGCAGAGCCGAAAGCUCUUUCUUCUCUCCUCUGGGCGCUUCUGCAGCCUGCCCUCAGGGUGAUCUCUAACCCAAACUGAUCCUUGAGGAACAGACACUUGACUCACCCAUUCCCUAGAGGCUCCAUAGAAGAGGGUCCUGUCUUUCUCAAGUCACCCCAACGUUCUCUGCAGGGUAAAAUCAAGAGUACAGCCUGUUUGGGGGAGCUGCAGCCUAUCUGCAGCUUCUCUGGAGAAGUGUCCAGCUCACUUCAGGUGAUCUCUCCAAUCAGGGCAGUUAGGUGUUUCUGCCAGCCCCACACGUUUCUAUGAAUUCCUGACCUGGAGUCAAAGAGAUAGGAAUCCAGACCCAGGCCUAUCAUGGUGUGAGCCUGAGCAUGAUUCCUGACCUACAGGAGGCUCCUCCGCCCUCAUGUGAAGCAGGGAUGAAGCAGGACCCCUGUCAGGUGCAAAGCACAAAGGGCUGGGGUGGAGUCCACUGUUCCCAACACACGACUUCUACAGAAGUGGCACUCGCCACCCAUUCCCUGCCCAAUCACAGACCCCAAGGGACAAUGCUGAAAAUAAACAGUGCUUUCUCCGAGCCCUGGUGUUCCACUAAAGAAGUACAGUGACUCUCAUUUUAUCACGGGAUUGUGGCAAGGAUCAGAGGUGUGUGGAUGUGGUUCUGUCCACUACAGAUGUUGCGCAUCUGGGCUGUUUUGCCAAAUGUUACACUCAUACUUUUUGUUAAGUGGGGAGGACAGCAUCCUGGGCCAGGCUAGGAAGGUGCUUGGGAUCCCCCACUACCUAAGAAGCUGCCCUAGGGCCGGGCGGUGGUGGCGCACGCCUUUAAUCCCAGCACUUGGGAGGCAGAGGCAGGCGGAUCUCUGUGAGUUCGAGACCAGCCUGGUCUACAAGAGCUAGUUCCAGGACAGGCUCCAAAACCACAGAGAAACCCUGUCUCGAAAAACCAAAAUAAUAAUAAUAGUAAGAAGAAGCUGCCCUAGGGACAUACCCAAUGUCUUAUACACCCAAUCCUCCCCCUCUGACAACCUGGGACCUCAGUUGCAGGUCAGGGAUGGAGAUAAAUGAGGCAAUUUCUGCUGACCAGCUGUUUCUCCUUAGUGGCCAGAGUUCCUUCUCUGCUAGGUCACACCACCCCUUUUCUCUAGGCACCCUGGGGGCCGUCCCUAAGAAUCAUCGUUUCCCCCAUGAAGCCUGAAUUUGACACGACCUACUCCUCGCCCUUCCCGUGACCUUUUCCAUCAGUCCCAGCACAUCCCUUCCAUCUGCCUCCUCCAAGCCCAGUGCACACCCAUGCAAGCCAUCACCAAGGAAUCAUCUUUGUCCCUGGGACAAUGUCCUCAUUCUUACAUUCCAGUCCCCCGCUGGAGUCCUCUCUCCCUCAGUGCUCCCUGAAAGCCUCUCUGUGUUGGUCACAGGCCACAGGUCAGUGUGCCCAGAGCUGGGGCAAAUCACUCACAGAAAACCUUGGCAAUUACUAGGUUUUUUUUCCUCUGCAUCUCAAGCAGGAUCCCUGACUGAACGUUAUCCUGUCCAGGG